Messenger RNA from Thunnus maccoyii (southern bluefin tuna), 3306 nucleotides. It is a transcript of the gene steap3, whose product is annotated as STEAP family member 3, metalloreductase. The transcript has 6 exons. Gene Ontology annotation, cellular component: plasma membrane; endosome. Gene Ontology annotation, molecular function: cupric reductase (NADH) activity; ferric-chelate reductase (NADPH) activity. The record is from RefSeq and is a predicted model, not a curated record. NCBI's taxonomy places the organism in Eukaryota, Metazoa, Chordata, Actinopteri, Scombriformes, Scombridae. Gene Ontology annotation, biological process: copper ion import. The coding region runs from base 150 to 1589 and encodes 479 amino acids.
ACGAGAGGUUCAGUUAAAUAAUGUUAAGUGUCGUUGAUCCUGAGCUGCGACGUCUGAGCUUUAAACGAGGAGAAUGAAAGAGUUCAGGAAGAUGUUGACAUCUUAAAGUGUUUUCACAUCGUCUCUGAACGCGGGAGAAGACGCAGAAGAUGAUGCAGAGCGACAUGGAGACGCCCUUGACGCCCUUCUCUGCCUCCAAAGCCUUGGAGCCUCUGCCGAUAGGCCCCGUGAUCGGCAUCAUCGGCUCAGGAGACUUAUCCCGUUCCCUGGCGAUCCGGCUGGUGGCCUCUGGUUUCAGGGUGGUGGUGGGCAGUCGAGACCCGGACCGCGUCCCCGGGGAUCUGUUUCCCGAUGGGGCGGAGGUGUGGUCGCAGAGGGAGGCGGUGGACAGCGCAGAGAGGGUGGUGUUCGUCGCGGUCUACCCUGAGCACUACUACACCCUGGCGGGGCUGAGGGAGCGGCUGGCCGGGAAGGUGCUGGUGGACGUUAGCAACGCCACCACGCUGAACGGCGAGCAGUCAAACGCUGAGAGGCUGGCGGAGAUGUUCCCAGAGAGCAGGGUGGUGAAGGCGUUCAACGUCAUCUCUGCGUGGGCGCUGCAGAAUGGAGCCUACGAUGGAAGCAAGCAGGUCCUGAUCUGCAGCAACUGCUCCGUCUCUAAAGACACGGUGGUCCAGCUGGCUCGCCGCCUGGGCUUCAGCCCCGUCGAUAUGGGGGCCCUGUGCUCCUCUCGGAGCAUCGAAGAGGCUCCGCUCCUCCUCUUCCCCCCCUGGUCGGGCCCCGUCUUGGCCACCUUCCUCCUCUUCCUCUUCUUUUACGGAUACAACUUCCUGAAAGGCGUGCUGCUGCCCUACCUCGUUCACGGGGAGAACAAGUUCUUCAAGCUCCCGAUGAUCAUGGUGAACGAGACGCUGCCGGCGGUCGCCCUGGUUACGCUGGCUCUGGUCUACCUGCCAGGUCUGCUGGCGGCUGUCUUUCAGCUCAGCAGGGGAACCAAAUAUCAGAGAUUUCCCGGUUGGCUGGACUUCUGGAUGUGCAGGAGGAAGCAUCUCGGCCUGCUGAGCUUCCUCUGUGCCGCGCUGCACGCCGUGUACAGUAUGUGUCUGUCGCUGCGGAGGUCUUCAGGGAAAUCACUGCUGACUGCUGAUUACCAGCAGGUGGGAUCCGGGGCAUCGGAGAUGGUUUGGAGGGCUGACCUUUACCUGUCCUGUGGGAUUCUGGGAUUAGGAGUCCUCUCGCUGGUGGCGAUUACAUCUCUUCCCUCUGUUGGAAAUACUCUCAACUGGAGGGAGUUUACGUUCGUUCAGUCAGGACUUGGUUAUACCGCCUUAACUCUCUCCAUCAUGCACACGCUCUUCUUCGCCUGGGACUUUCCCUUCUUCGCUAAGGCCUACCCUUAUUACCUCCCGCCGGCGUACCUGCUGUCCCUCAUCCUGCCCUGCGUCGUCCUGGUCGGACGGAUCCUCUUGGCUCUGCCGUGUCUGGCGAUUCGGUUGGCGAAGAUCCGCAGAGGCUGGGAGAGCGCACGACACCGACCCGUAAACACCCAGGGGCAAACGGAGCCUUCCCAAAACUUCAGUGACUGCUAGUGUUCCUGAUUUGUAAGGGAAACCAGUCUGGACUGGACCACAUGGACAAAAUCAAAUACCAAAUACCUCAAUAUUGAUGUUGACUACGGGUGCUUUCACAAAAUAUUUACAUAAUGAGAUUUUUUGAUAAAUAAUCACCAGUAAUGUAGAUAUAACAGAGCAGUCUGAGAAUUACAUAACUUCACUGUAAUAACAACCUUUAAAAGCAGGAAUAGAAAACACUUACACCACUUCCUCUGUGCUUUUAGAGGUUGCAGUCGGACAUCAAGUCAUGACUGCAGCCUUCCUCCUUUACACUAACAGGAAGAAGAGAGAAAGUGACAAUGAGUGUAGAAACGUCACCUGAUACAGUCGUAGGGGCCCCAAGAGAUGCGACUCAUAGCGUGACGCGUGAACGGAGCUUUAAUUCUGACACUUUUUAUUUUCAUAAAACUUACUUGCAGACAGUCUUCUAAUCAACAAAGAGCAUCUCCGUCAGGACAAAUACUCCAGACCACUGACAAGAGGAAAGUGUUGUAUAACUGAACUCUUCAUAUGUUUGGUUGAGGCUGCAGAAAGCAGAUGUGCACUUUAAUGGUCCUGAAGGUAAAAAAGACUCUUUGAACACUUUAUUACACAGAAAUGAUGCCAUGCACUUUCACAAAUCUAUCUAUUUAUCCUCCUAACACACAAAUAAGCCUUAAUACCAGUGGUGGACAUCAGGUACAUUAACCAUAGUACAGUUCUGAGGUUCUGCUUGUUUACUGUUUUCACUAUAUUUCAGAGAGAAUAAUUGUUCUUUUUACUCCACUUCAUUUAUCUGACAGCUUUAGUUACUUUACAGAUUCAGAUUUUUUUGCACAAAAUGUAGGAUCAGUUUGUAAAAUAUGCAGUUUUGUCUCUAAAUCAGAGGUUUUCAAACCGUGAGCAGGACAGCGAGGAGCGAGAGACGAGGACACUACACCUAGAGUAGCCACCUACACCUCAAGACCUGGUGACAUAAUUGCAGGGACAAGCAUGUAAAAGGGUUUCAUCCGUCUUUCUUUCACACGGAGCGAGAGAACCAAUCACACAAAAGACUCCGCCGAUGACGUAUUUGAAUCUGCGACUUGUUUACGGUUGCCUUGCCAACGCUUUCGCAGGUGAUUUGUCUCACAAACUUGUUGAAAUAUUAAAUACAUCACAACAACACUGACACCGGAUAAAAAAAACAGCUGGUCACCGUCAUGUUCUUUGAAGAUAAUAAGAGACAUCAUCUUCUUCUUCUGUUGAGUGGUAUAGUUAUUGACAUCCAUAAGUGUUGCAUCACCGCCACCUGCUGGACUCUCCCUCGCCCACCGUCUGUUCCGGCAUUGCCAUGUUAUAUCGAAAGCGCAAAACCUCCAAUCUGCAGAAUGUUCUGAUUGGUGGAUUUCACUUUGGAUGAUGAGAACGAGGAAGGCUGCUCAUAUUCAGUCAGUCUGCGAGAUAAUCAAGAUAAUCAAGAUAAUCCCGCCCUUUGAUGUGACAGAAAAGUCACACAACAAAACAAAAACACAACACAGAGUCCCUGGAUGUGUAGAGAAGCUGCAGCACCAAUCACUGAACAUUCAUGUCCAGAGGACGAGGAAGCAAAUACACUGAAUUUAAGGAAUUCUGACCCUAGUUUACUACAAUGCUACAAUUGUUAACACAUAAUAUAAUAAUAGAGUCCAAAAACAGUGUAUUAUGUGUUGGGUAUCCUUAACAAACAGCAUUC